This is a messenger RNA of Aspergillus fumigatus Af293, 441 nucleotides long. RefSeq lists its product as uncharacterized. NCBI's taxonomy places the organism in Eukaryota, Fungi, Ascomycota, Eurotiomycetes, Eurotiales, Aspergillaceae. The record is from RefSeq and is a predicted model, not a curated record.
AUGUACAGUACUAUAUUAAACGCACUGGGAGGCUCGGGGGGCUGGAUUAUGACCUUGAAUUGCAACGACGAAUACUACAAGAACAUAGGGAAGAGUGUUGAUGCUAACGGCAACGCUAUUAUCAAGUACGAGGAUACUCGCGAAGAUGGCAUCAAAGGCGAGACGGCGGAAAUGCCUGCCGAAUUUAGCAUGUGUUAUGAGAAAACAGAGCUCAACGGCUGGUCAUUUUUUAACCAGCUCACGAAUAAGCAAGAAAUGGCCAUCUCCCCUGCGGCACUUGAUCGAUAUCGUACCAAGAAUAAGCUCUCUGACAUUGAGAAUACCGAAGCAGCGCUGAAGGGCAAAUCGCUUACGGGUCUAAAGCUUCGGGCGGCUGCCACAACCAUCCUGCAUGAAAUGACCCAUUUCUACAGCUUAUUUGGGGCGGGAAAAACAGGUUAG